Molecule: messenger RNA, 2847 nt
Organism: Syngnathus acus (greater pipefish)
Lineage: Eukaryota; Metazoa; Chordata; Actinopteri; Syngnathiformes; Syngnathidae
Gene: ehd1a
Product: EH-domain containing 1a
Exons: 6
Coding region: 317-1915 (532 amino acids)
Biological process (GO): endosomal transport; endocytosis
Cellular component (GO): plasma membrane; cytoplasm
Molecular function (GO): calcium ion binding; protein binding; GTP binding
Source: RefSeq, a predicted model, not a curated record
UAUUCGCAAUAACGAGCGACAAAAAAAUCUAUUAAUACUACGAUAUAAUUCUCAACUAAAGGUAUGUGUUUUUUAAACAUCCUAGAAAUUUAAAUUGGUGUCUGUUCGAAGAGUGACUCGUCCUCGGAGGAACGUGUGGCGCUGUAUGGCUUGCUAGCAACGCGGAGGGUGGGGACAAAAACUUGCCAGACCUCGCCCAGCCAUUGCUUUAUUCCGACGGUCAACCCGCAAGGCGCUGCGAAACAGCCUCAUCGUUACACCAGGUUUACGUCCAAGGGGGAUUCUGACACAGCUGUGUCAAUAACUUUCAUACACUAUGUUUAGGAAAACCUUAAAAAAGGACCCCGAGCUGUUUCAGAACGUGGCGGACGGGCUACGGCAGCUUUACCGGACCAAACUGUUCCCUCUGGAGGACACGUAUCGAUUCCACGAGUUCCACUCUCCUGCCCUCGAAGAUGCCGAUUUCGACAACAAGCCCAUGGUGCUGCUGGUGGGACAGUACUCCACCGGCAAAACCACUUUCAUUCGCCACCUCAUGGAGCAGGACUUCCCCGGAAUGCGCAUCGGGCCCGAGCCGACCACAGACUCGUUUAUCGCGGUGAUGCACGGGGAUCAGGACGGGGUGAUCCCGGGUAACGCGCUGGUAGUCGACCCGAAGAAGCCAUUCCGCAAACUCAACGCAUUUGGGAACGCCUUCCUAAACAGGUUCAUGUGUGCCCAGUUGCCCAACCCGGUCCUGGAGAGCAUCAGCAUCAUCGACACUCCCGGAAUCCUGUCAGGAGAGAAGCAGAGGAUCAGUCGAGGGUACGACUUUGCCGCCGUGUUGGAAUGGUUUGCGGAGCGCGUGGACCGCAUCAUCCUGCUGUUCGACGCCCACAAGCUGGACAUCUCCGACGAGUUCUCCGAGGUGAUCCGCGCGCUCAAAAACCACGAGGACAAAAUGCGCGUGGUUCUGAACAAGGCCGACCAGAUCAGCACCCAGCAACUGAUGAGGGUCUACGGGGCGCUGAUGUGGUCCCUGGGAAAAAUCAUCAACACGCCUGAGGUAGUGCGUGUGUACAUCGGCUCGUUUUGGGCCCAACCCCUGCUGGUACCGGACAACAGGAAGUUAUUUGAGGCCGAGGAGCAGGACCUCUUCACGGACAUCCAGUCCUUGCCCCGCAACGCUGCUUUACGAAAACUCAACGACCUCAUCAAGCGAGCGCGUCUCGCAAAGGUUCACGCCUACAUUAUCUGCUCACUCAAGAAGGAAAUGCCGAGUGUGUUUGGAAAGGACUCGAAGAAGAAAGAGCUGAUUGCCAACUUGGGCGACAUCUACUUGAAGGUGGAGAAGGAGCACCAAAUCUCACCUGGAGACUUCCCCAACCUUUCUAAGAUGCAGGAGAUGCUCAACUCUCAGGACUUCUCCAAGUUUGCCGCCAUGAAGCCCAAGCUGCUGGAAGCAGUGGAAGACAUGCUGGCCAACGACAUCGCCCGCCUCAUGGCCUUGGUGCGCCAGGAGGAGGCGGCGCUGCCCAGCAACUCAGUCAAGGGCGGUGCCUUUGAGGGAACCAUGAGCGGCCCCUUCGGCCACGGUUACGGCGAGGGGGCCGGCGAGGGCAUCGACGACCUGGAGUGGGUGGUGAACCGCGACAAGCCCUCGUACGACGAGAUCUUUUACACGCUCUCGCCCAUCCAUGGCAAAGUUUCCGGCGCUGCCGCCAAGAAGGAGAUGCUCAAGUCCAAACUGCCCAACACGGUGCUGGGAAAGAUCUGGAAGCUGGCAGACGUGGACAGAGACGGCCUCCUCGACGACGAGGAGUUCGCUCUGGCCAACCACCUAAUCAAAGUCAAGCUGGAGGGCCACGAGCUGCCCGCCACGCUGCCCGACCACCUAGUGCCCCCAUCCAAGCGCGUGACCACAAUGCAGGAUUAGACCUUCACUUUCUGUUUGGGACUCUCCGCACGCCAGAGAGUGACUGGGGGGGGAGGGGGGUGUUGGUUUCUUGUGAAUUAGAAGAGAAAUUAUUGUGUGAAAAAAUGCAGCUCUGGAGGAAAAAUUAAGAGACCAAAGAAACACUGGUUAUUUUCUUUUUUUUUUUGUUUCAUUUUCUGCAAAUAAAUUCUCUAAAUUAGUGGUUCUCAAACUUUUUACACCAAGCAAGUGCCACACCAAUGCAUGCAUACGGGGCUCUUCAGCUACAACCACAAUGACAAACAUUUACUGCACUGUAAAUUUCGUUUGCGUGAAAAUAUUUUCAAAAUACGUCAACCAAUAUAAAAGAUUAAAUGCAAAUAUCCUUGACAAUGAAUACUCAACUGUACUGAUUAAAAAGAAAUCAAGCCACUGUCACACAAUGUAGUUUGAACUCUUUAAUCAGAGCUUGUCUCACAUACCCCGAGAGAGCCUCAAGAGUACAAAAGAAUCACAGCUCAAAAUGAAUAUUUUGAUUUUGAAUUUGGGAGUGAUUAGUAGUUUACAUAAUAAAACAUAUUAAUUUCACUCAAACGUACCUAUAAGUAGCAAAAAGUGAUAAUUUUGCAGUGGUCACUUAAUUUUUUCCAGAGCUGUACUCAAUAAGUAAAUUAGGAGGGGGAGAGUGGAGUGAUUUUCCACGUGAGAGAAAGUUGCUACAUCCCGAACCACUUCAUUGGGUAGCGGGAUGUUGAACCUAAAUUUACACCUAUGUGAAAAAGAUGUCCUAGUAUACAUUAUAUAGUCAACAUCAUUUGAUGAUCCAAAUAAUAUAAUUUGGAGUAAGAGGAAAUAAAUCAUUUCAUCUAUAUUUUUGUAUUUCCUGGUGUUGACUCCAAAUGCUUCCAUUUUUGUUAUUUUGCCAGAUAAAUAAAAGGAAUGUUUAUCGUUUG